Molecule: messenger RNA, 375 nt
Organism: Mesocestoides corti
Lineage: Eukaryota; Metazoa; Platyhelminthes; Cestoda; Cyclophyllidea; Mesocestoididae
Source: the annotation of a GenBank genome assembly
AUGUCGGGCAUGAAGCGUCAUCUGUUGCCUGCCAUCGCACUUGUAUUAUCGCGGGCACAAAUCAUGAAGCUGGUGCAGCAGUUGGACAGUGUUGAUCUGCUCAAUGAAGUUGAGAAGAAGGAGGUCAACAGUGUGCUGCACAAAUGCCUCAGCACACGGUUGGAGGCAUGCGACAAGGAAGUGUCGCAAGUGAUCCUCCUGCAGGAUCUCGCUGUCCGUGGCAUCGCCUUCCACCACUCCGGCAUGAUGCCUCUUCUCAAGGAGCUCGCCCGCGUGUCCUCAUUGCGACCAUCCAUCAGUUAUCAUAUUGUCAUGCUUUUAUGGAGUAGGCAGGCAGGCAGACCGGCAGGCAUGCAGACAGAAGUAGAUCAGUGA